This is a messenger RNA of Callorhinchus milii (elephant shark), 1856 nucleotides long. RefSeq names its product paired mesoderm homeobox protein 2. The transcript has 4 exons. Gene Ontology annotation, biological process: regulation of DNA-templated transcription. Bases 52 to 720 code for a protein of 222 amino acids. The record is from RefSeq and is a predicted model, not a curated record. Lineage: Eukaryota; Metazoa; Chordata; Chondrichthyes; Chimaeriformes; Callorhinchidae. Gene Ontology annotation, molecular function: DNA binding; DNA-binding transcription factor activity, RNA polymerase II-specific.
AGUGGCAGUGGCAGUGGCAGUGGCAGUGGGAGCGGGAGGCCGGGGCAGCUGAUGGAGAAGUCGGGCUCUGUCCGCCCCGGGGCCGCGCCGCCGGACCCCCCUCCCGCCCCCUUCUCGGUCAGUCAGCUGCUGGGCAGGAGCGGGGGGCGGCCGUCCGGCGGCCAAACCGGAGACCCCCGGGACCUGUCGGCACUGACCAGCGGCAGCGGGAAGGCUCCGCAGGACGGAGCCAGUGUGCAGGAGACCCUCCACAAACACAGGAAGAAGCAGCGCAGGAACAGGACCACCUUUAACAGCAGCCAGCUACAGGCUCUUGAGCGCAUCUUUGAGAGGACGCACUAUCCAGACGCCUUCGUCAGAGAGGACCUCGCACGGAGAGUCAGCCUUAGUGAGGCCAGAGUCCAGGUGUGGUUUCAAAAUCGAAGAGCCAAAUUUCGGAGGAACGAGCGUGCAAUGCUCGCCAGCAGGACGGCCUCACUGCUCAAAUCCUACAAUACAGACACCAGCGUGGAGCAGCCCAUGGCACCUCGACCCUCGUCGCUCAGCACCGAGUACCUCCCGUGGAACACAGUCACCCCGUACAGUUCAGCACCUUCUUAUUCUUCCCCCGCGACGAGUGUGGCCACACAUGGGCUGAGCAUGGCCAACAGCAUCGCCAGCCUCCGACUGAAAGCCAAAGAAUUCAGCCUCCAGCACAGUCAGGUCCCCACCAUCAACUGACCCGCAGCAGCUGGGAACAGUCAGGGCAUCCUGUCCCAGAAGGAGGAGAGACUGACCCUGAGAGAGGAAAGUCAGCUGUCUCCAUUGCCAUCACUCUUCUCAGUACACAUCCACUUAAACCUCCCUAUGGGAUGUAAUGUGAUUGUGUCUGGCUCAAUACUCAGGACACAGCCACCCUGUUCCACAUCAACUGUCAUUGACGAGGCUCGACCCCCGAGGCUGAAUUCUGCCCUGGAUUGACCUCAGGACAAGUGGGGGGAGGUGGGGGGAAUUAGGUGUGAUGUGAACCUGAUCACUGUGUGGAUUGCAGAGCACACAAGACUUUUCAGCCUCACCAUUUCCCUCGUCUCCUGCUCUGGGUGAGGGGCUGCAGCACAAUGUCCUGGCAUCAAGCCCCUGCCAGCCCUUUCCCCAGGGUUAGACACUGCAGCUGUGUAGACACAGUCAGUGAGGAGAUCUCACCAGCAGCAACCAUAACAGCUGUAAGGUAGAGGCCAGAACUUUUCACAUGGAAGAAUUAUUCGUAAGGAACAAAAUCUUGUUGCAAGGGACACUGAUCAGGCAGGAACAGUCGUCAGAGCUAUGUGGAGACACUGAGCAAACAAGGCCUCACCUCACUCCCUCCUCUUCACUCUAAAAUGGAAUAACUCACUCUCGUCCACUGUGGAACAAGUGCCUUACUCACCUCGGGAGAGCCCCACUGUUGUUUCCAACAUCCUUGUGUGAAAGGGACAAUUUUGUGCUGAAUUACAGUAGGUUUUGCAUCCAGCAGUGAAGCUAGACUCCUCCCUGCGUCUCCGCACUCACCAGCACCUCAACACUUGCCGUCCUCGCCUCCCUCUACCUUCUCUUCCCUGGCGAGACUUCAAAUUGAACCGUUGCCUCUUUCACUCCUACUCUGAAACCACCCUCCACCUCUGCUCCCCUCGCAAACCGGGCUUAGUCCCCAGUGACUGUGAGCAGCUGGUCACAACCUCACCCUCCGUUUGUCUGUUGUACAAACCCUCCUUCCUGUGGGUUCCCUGUCACAGUCUGGGGUGGGUGGUGGUGUGGGGGGGGUAGGGUUUGCAUAAAUGGUUUUGAAAAGUUUUUUUUGUAAAGCAAAAAAUAUUUGUCUAAUAAAUGAACGAAAACUA